GCAGUGGAGUGCGAACGCAUCUUCUCAUCCAGCAAAGAGACCAUCACACCUCGUCGAAAUCAUCUGACAGCAGACGUAGUGGAGGCUCUGCAGGUGCUGAAGUAUGGGUUCAACCAUUCAGUUCUUGUUUCCUAUGCCAUAUCAUCGGAGGACGAGGAGACAAGGUUGAUGAAGGAAGAUGCAGAGGUUUGUGACAUAGAGCAUGCAUAG
Messenger RNA from Epithele typhae, 210 nucleotides. RefSeq lists its product as uncharacterized. NCBI's taxonomy places the organism in Eukaryota, Fungi, Basidiomycota, Agaricomycetes, Polyporales, Epitheliaceae. The transcript has a single exon. Gene Ontology annotation, molecular function: protein dimerization activity. The annotation marks the transcript as partial. The record is from RefSeq and is a predicted model, not a curated record.